Molecule: messenger RNA, 2109 nt
Organism: Bombina bombina (fire-bellied toad)
Lineage: Eukaryota; Metazoa; Chordata; Amphibia; Anura; Bombinatoridae
Gene: CUNH13orf46
Product: chromosome unknown C13orf46 homolog
Exons: 1
Coding region: 1-2109 (702 amino acids)
Source: RefSeq, a predicted model, not a curated record
AUGAUUCCUCCCAAUAAGCUCAGCAGUACCCGCCGCACCUCCUCAUCUUCCGCAGUACCCCCCACGUCUCCUCAUCUUCCGCAGUACCCCCUGCGUCUCCUCAUCUUCCGCAGUACCCCCUGCGUCUCCUCAUCUUCCGCAGUACCCCCUGCGUCUCCUCAUCUUCCGCAGUACCCGCCGCACCUCCUCAGCUUCCGCAGUUCCCCCCCGCGUCUCUUCAUCUUCCGCAGUACCCGCCGCACCUUCUCAGCUUCCGCAGUACCCCCCGCGUCUCCUCAUCUUCCGCAGUACCCGCCGCACCUCCUCAGCUUCCGCAGUACCACCCCCCACGUCUCCUCAUCUUCCGCAGUACCCCCUGCGUCUCCUCAUCUUCCGCAGUACCCCCCGCGUCUCCUCAUCUUCCACAGUACCCCCCGCGUCUCCUCAGCUUCCGCAGUACCCCCGCGUCUCCUCAGCUUCCGCAGUACCCCCCGCGUCUCCAUCUUCCGCAGUACCCCCCCGCGUCUCCAUCUUCCGCAGUACCCGCCGCACUUUCUCAGCUUCCGCAGUACCCCCCGCGUCUCAUCUUCUGCAGUACCCGCCGCACCUCCUCAGCUUCUGCAGUACCCCCCCGCGUCUCCUCAGCUUCUGCAGUACCCCCCCGCGUCUCCUCAGCUUCUGCAGUACCCGCUGCACCUCCUCAGCUUACGCAGUACCCGCCGCACCUCCUCAGCUUCAGCAGUACCUUCACACGUCCUCAGCUAUAUCAGUGCCCCCACUUCUCCUCAGCUUCAGCAGUACCUUCACACGUCCUCAGCUAUAUCAGUGCCCCCCACUUCUCCUCAGCUUCAGCAGUACCUACACACGUCCUCAGCUAUAUCAGUGCCCCCACUUCUCCUCAGCUUCAGCAGUACCUUCACACGUCCUCAGCUAUAUCAGUGCCCCCACUUCUCCUCAGUUUCACCAGUACCUUCACACGUCCUCAGCUAUAUCAGUGCCCCCGCACCUCCUCAGCUUCAGCAGUACCUUCACACGUCCUCAGCUAUAUCAGUGCCCCCACUUCUCCUCAGCUUCAGCAGCACCUUCACACGUCCUCAGCUAUAUCAGUGCCCCCGCACCUCCUCAGCUUCAGCAGUACCUUCACACGUCCUCAGCUAUAUCAGUGCCCCCCACUUCUCCUCAGCUUCAGCAGUACCUACACACGUCCUCAGCUAUAUCAGUGCCCCCACUUCUCCUCAGCUUCAGCAGUACCUUCACACGUCCUCAGCUAUAUCAGUGCCCCCACUUCUCCUCAGCUUCAGCAGUACCUUCACACGUCCUCAGCUAUAUCAGUGCCCCCACUUCUCCUCAGCUUCAGCAGUACCUUCACACGUCCUCAGCUAUAUCAGUGCCCCCCACUUCUCCUCAGCUUCAGCAGUACCUUCACACGUCCUCAGCUAUAUCAGUGCCCCCCACUUCUCCUCAGCUUCAGCAGUACCUUCACACCUCCUCAGCUAUAUCAGUGCCCCCCACUUCUCCUCAGCUUCAGCAGUACCUUCACACCUCCUCAGCUAUAUCAGUGCCCCCCACUUCUCCUCAGCUUCAGCAGUACCUUCACACGUCCUCAGCUAUAUCAGUGCCCCCCACUUCUCCUCAGCUUCAGCAGUACCUUCACACGUCCUCAGUUAUAUCAGUGACCCCACUUCUCCUCAGCUUCAGCAGUACCUACACACGUCCUCAGUUAUAUCAGUGCCCCCCACUUCUCCUCAGCUUCAGCAGUACCUACACACGUCCUCAGUUAUAUCAGUGCCCCCCACUUCUCCUCCGCUUCAGCAGUACCUACACACGUCCUCAGCUAUAUCAGUGCCCCCCACUUCUCCUCCGCUUCAGCAGUACCUUCACACGUCCUCAGCUAUAUCAGUGCCCCCGCACCUCCUCAGCUUCAGCAGUACCUUCAUAUGUCCUCAGCUAUAUCAGUCACCCCACUUCUCCUCAGCUUCAGCAGUACCUUCACACGUCCUCAGCUAUAUCAGUGACCCCCACUUCUCCCAAGCUUUACUUAGAGCCUUAGCACCUACCCAACUACACAAGAGGUCUCAAACCUUCUUGGGUGCACAUGCACUGCCUCAGCUAUACAAGUAUGUGUCUUAG